CUCUUUUGCAAAGUUGUUUGCCACACCUAUCUAACCCCAGGCGUGGCAGAGGUGUGGCGCACACGCAUAGGUGAACUGCAAGACAUUUUUCCUUCUUCUAUUCCCAUGAAAAGUCAUUCACUCGACGUUUUGUAGUGAAAGGGGCCUUCAUUCUGUAACGGCCGGAAGAAAUUCACAGAAAAAAUGACUGUUGAGCCGUUGCGUUCAGCAAUGUCGGUGGUACAGAUUGAGGACACGUCUCUUGCGGUGCCGUCCGAUGACAAACUGCGCACAGGACAGCAGCGUGUACUUGAUCAGGUUCACACGCUCAAGAGAAGCAAAUCGAAACAAUCCAAAAAUGGAUCGCUCUCGCCCUCAAGUCCCCUGACACCCACGUCCCUCAAUGAGUCAGCAACUUUCAGGUUUACACCUGGGACAAUAAAUGGCAGCGCCUUCAGCCGGAGCAAGUCCACUGUGGUGGGAGGCCACAAUAAGACGAUGGGCCAAGUGAAGAGCCGCACCCUGUCUGCCAAGUCCUCCAGGCGGGAGGUGAAGAGUGUCAGCCAGUGGGAUCAGCAGUUCCAGUCCUCCCAUUGGCCCCUUCCUCCGCAGGGGGGCAAGUUCAUCAUCAACGGGGGGGUCAAACCCAGCCGCAGCGAGACCUCCCUGGCCCUCAACGGCACGGGCAAUGGCACGAUGCAGAAGCGCGCAACUGGCCAGACAUCAUCCUCUUCGUUCUUCAUGUCUUCGGGAGGACCCACGGCCUCCAUUGCCAAGCCGAGCCGGGCCAACAACUCGGUGCACUCCAUGUCGAGCGAGACGGCCGUGAACAAUCAGAGCAGCAGUAUGACCUCCAACCAAGUCACCACCACGGUGACCACCAGCACCACCAAACAGAGCCGCUCGCAGCCCAUUGUCAUGCCGACGCCGACCACCCCGACGCCCGUCCAGGCAGAAACCACGCAGAAGAUAUCCAUUGUCAAGACGAAGAGUGAAGUGGCUGGUGUGAACCCCCUGAGUAACGUGCCAGACAUCACGCUGAAGGAGGCUGUGGAGUAUCUGUCUAAAGAGGAGGGCAACUACCAGCUGUGGGGCGCAUCUUUCAUACAGCAUGCCACCUUCAACCAAGACAAAGCCAAGCAGGAGGUGCUGGAGCUGGGUGGCAUCCCUCCUCUGGUGGCCCUUUUAAGGCACUCCAACUCCCAGGUUCAGCAGACAGCGGCGGCAGCUCUUCGCAACCUGGUCUUCAAGAAUCCUGCCAACAAGAUGGAGGUCAACAGCUGCGGAGGAACAGACGAGGCCCUCACCCUGCUCAAGGAGACCAACUCCACUUUCACACAGAAACAGCUCACAGGCCUGCUGUGGAACCUGUCGUCUGCGGAUGAGUUGAAGCCGAGCCUGAUCGAGAGUGCCCUGCCGGUGCUGACCGAGACCAUUGUGGUGCCCCACUCCAGCUGGUCUGACACCAGCGUCAGCAACUACGGGGACCCAGAGGUCUUCCACAGUGCCACCGGCUGUCUGCGCAACCUGAGCUGUGCGAGCGUGGCGGAGAGGCAGGCUAUGCGGGAUUGUAGGGGCCUCAUCGAUGCCAUCAUCAGCUAUGUGCAGUCCCGUGUAGCCGUCGACACUCCAGAUGACAUGUCGGUGGAGAACUGUGUGUGUAUUCUGCACAACUUGACAUACCAGCUGGAGACAGAGGCACCAGAGCAGUUCACUAAGUACACAGAGCCUGAAGUGAGGGCCAAUGCCAAGAAAUCUGCACCCGUCGGCUGCUUCAGUCCUAAAAGCAAAAAGAUAACGGAGCAGAGCUCCUUCAGCUACCCGAUGUCGGAGGCGAGUGAGCCGGAGGGGCUGGGUCUACUGUACCACUCCAAGACCAUGCAGACGUACCUGUCUCUGCUGGGCUCCAGCCAGAAGGACGCCACGCUGGAGGCCUGCUGUGGUGCUCUGCAGAACCUCACCGCCAACCACAGCUCGGUAUCCAGCGCAAUGAGUCAGACCAUAGCGGACAAGCUGAGCGGACUGCAACACAUCUCUCCACUCCUCCAGUCGCCCAACCGCAGCCUGCAGAAGACCGCCAUGUCCCUCAUGGGCAACCUCAGCCGGACCCCAUCGCUACACAAGAGCAUGGUGCGGCAGAUCCUUCCGCAGCUAGCAUUGCUGCUGACAGCGGGGCCUAAGGAGCUGUGUAACUGUGACGACACCAUAGUAACGGCGUGCAACACCGCCCGCACACUCCUCAUGUCCGACACCGAGGGGGCUAAGAAACUGCUGACCACAGGCCUGGUCGACUCCCUCAGCUCACUCAUUGAAAACCAGAAAUUUCCAAAGGGAAGCAAAGCAGCUGCUCUUCUCCUGUACACCCUAUGGGAUGACAAGGACAUCCAGGGACACCUAAAAAAGCAAGGGAUGAACAAGUCCACAUUUGUCAACGAAGUCACGACAGAGGCUCACCGUUCGGUGCAGGUUAUUGAUUGACAGCAGACAGUAUGGCACUCACAAGAGGCUCAUGGUGAAGACUUGUGUGACACACAUUCACACUUGCACUCGCACUUGCACAUGCAUGCACGCAUGCAGGCACACACACACACACACACACACACACACACACACACACACACACACACACACACACACACACACACACACACACACACACACACACACACACACACACACACACACACACACACACACACACACACACACACACACACACAGCCUCACCCACCCUCUGAAAGGAUUCCACCUUCUCUGUUUUCUGUGGUGGUGGAGAUGAUGACUUUUUGGAAGAUCAAAACAUAUGUGCCACUAUGGACCUUUUCCCUCCCAACGCUUUUUCAAGAGACCUGCGUUCAUUCUAUCGACUUAUUUUUCUUUGUUUUUCUUCUUUUUCAACGUAAACACGGUACAGUCCUGUCCACAUGGAUGCAUUGAUGUAAGCACAACAAGAUGCUCAGAUUUCAAUAUGAACACAGACGUCUUCAUGAGUGUAUUAGAGACAGUCACAUUAAAGGGGUGCACUGGAAAGAGACGGGCACACAAAGAUCAGCACAUGGAAAACCAUUAAUUAUGGUUUUCCAUCAGACAUUGUAUAUACUGAAUACUGAAAUGGGUAUGCUGCCCAAAAAUAGACACUCAAUCAUCAUAACAGUUUAAUCUAACUAUCACCAUAUAGCGCUCAACAGUAUAUUACAGUCAGAGUAUUAUUAGUCUGUGUGGAUAAAUAUUGCUUGUUUAUGUGCCAAUGAAACCCUGAAACACUGGAGAGACCACAACGAGGUGUCUGGAUCCAUGUUUACCACCCAAAUAAGAACCCUGGUCAUCAUACAUGUAUUAUGAGAUAUGAUAACACAUCUGGAUUAUAGUAUUUCCUCUGACCUCACCAAGAAUAAAGACCAGUUCAGGGUGUUGUAUUUGUGAGGGACUGAGUGGGGGACUGCACAGAUCUGAGUCAAUUAUAGCCUGGCUAUUUGUAGGUAUAGAGUCGAAAAGAAAAGUUAUAAAGUUGUAAAGAAAAGAUAAACCAGUUGUUGCAAGAGCCUGGUUGUCAUACUGUUAUUGCCAGAAAGAAAUGGGCUUGGAAAACCUGACCUAGGCUGAAAGUUAUGAAGAGGCAGGAUCAUAUGAGCAUAUUUUAAACGCUUGUGUGGAUAGAGAUGCAACCAUUCAGAGAUGUAACUGUCUUCGAUGGCAUGCUGUCUGUAUGGGUAGUUUCUAAGCGGUUCAGAUUUUUUUUUCCAGACCAGAAAAAAAAUUAGAAUAGACAGACUCGCCUGAACGACGUAGCCCCAUAAUGUACGCCAUUCCACCAGUCAUUGAAAAGUUAACUACCAUAGUACCGGUACUAUACCACAUGACAGUGCACAGGGCCUUUAUAAUGCACUAUGACUUGGUAAUUGGCAUUCUGGUAACAGCAAAUUUAUCACGCAGUGUCUAAACAGGAAACACUAAUUUCAAAGGGGGGUCAAGAACAGAAUGAUAGCAGAUUGGUUUUCAGCAUGAUUUCAAAACUAAGCACUAUUUAUUUUCAGAUUUGAGUUCCCCUUACUGUAAUGUUAUCUUCCAUUAAACAGUAUGUACAUAUCAGAAUUCCCUCCAUUUAACAGUAUAUCGAUGGUGAUACAAGUGUCAUCAAACUCCUCUAGAGCAGCAUAUUUUGGCACAUUCUCCUAAUGUAUCCCGUGACCUGAUUAACACGUCUUCGGUCAUAAUCUGUGUACAGUGUUAGGAAUGCUAAGGAAAUGCAUGUUACCAGGACUACUAAUGUUUAUUUCUUCGUAUAGGGCCUACUGUACAUGUACAUAUUUACAUGAAUAUCAAUUGAUGUAAUUUUGCUGAUUUCUUGAUUGAAAUGUAAGGUGAUGCCAAAAUGUUUGACCAAGUGCAGUAUCAUCAUGUCUUUUAUCAUAAUGCAAAACUCUACACUGUAAAACAUUGCAAGCCAGUUAAACGUUAAAGGUGCACUGUGUACUAUUUUUAGUUGUUUCUUCCCAGAGUCCAUGUUGCCCAUUCACAGUUACCUUUUUCAUGAAUACUUACCACCACCAUCAAAUUCCAAGUAUUCAUUAUGACAAGAUACAAGAUAUUUUAUUGUCAUGUGUACAUGAAUUCUAGAAUCCCUGCUCGGAGAGUCCCAAAAAAGGUAAAAAGUAAAAAGGCAAAAGUAGAAAUAAGGAAAAAUACACAUAUAUUUAAAAAGUUUUAAAAGCUGCAUUUAAAAAAGACUAUGAUGAGUGAAAUAGUGGAUUUCUUCCUAUGGUGGGUUGGAGUUCAACAGCCUGAUGGCUUGAGGAAAGAAACUGUCCCAAGGUCGGCUGGUGUGGGCGCGUAUGCACCUGUAUCUGCAGGCAGAUGGUAGUGGGGUGAAGUGUGUGUAGCUGGGGUGGUGCUGGUCCAUUAUUAUUCGUUUGGCCUUCCUUAGACACAGUUGAUUGUAAAGAUCCUGGAUGUUGAGUAGUUCGGUUUUGAUUACCCGUUGAUCAGAUUUGAUGACUCGCUGGAGGGCUCUUCUGUCUUGGGCAGUGGUGCUUCCAUACCAGGCUGUGAAAUGACCAGUUAAGAUACUUUCUAUUGUACAGUGAUAGAAGAUGACUGGGAAAAUGGCACUUUUCAUACUUGAAAAAGGGGAUCUUCUCCAUGUCGGACAUUUAGAAUUUCCAGAAAUAGACAUUUUUAGCAGCAAAAUUUACUGUACUUUGGUCAUACUAUUUGUUUAUUACGAAGUAAAUAUUCCUGAAAAGAUCUAAUUUGGCAGCAGACAGCACAGUUUCAAUGAACAGCAUAGUUGCAAUACCUACUCUGUCCACAUCCUACACAGGACACCUUUAAAAGGUAUGUUGCCCUCCUGCCUUAAGUUUGUAAGUUAACUCAACUUAAGGCUUAACUCAACCCGAGGCUCAAGUAAUGCAACGUAAUA
Messenger RNA from Engraulis encrasicolus (European anchovy), 5398 nucleotides. It is a transcript of the gene pkp1a, whose product is annotated as plakophilin-1. Lineage: Eukaryota; Metazoa; Chordata; Actinopteri; Clupeiformes; Engraulidae. The record is from RefSeq and is a predicted model, not a curated record. Bases 184 to 2457 code for a protein of 757 amino acids. Gene Ontology annotation, cellular component: nucleus; cytoplasm; plasma membrane. Gene Ontology annotation, biological process: cell-cell junction assembly; cell-cell adhesion; intermediate filament bundle assembly. Gene Ontology annotation, molecular function: cadherin binding. The transcript is spliced from 14 exons.